Messenger RNA from Gracilinanus agilis (Agile Gracile Mouse Opossum), 1884 nucleotides. It is a transcript of the gene B4GALT6, whose product is annotated as beta-1,4-galactosyltransferase 6. Gene Ontology annotation, biological process: carbohydrate metabolic process; glycosphingolipid biosynthetic process. The transcript has 9 exons. The record is from RefSeq and is a predicted model, not a curated record. NCBI's taxonomy places the organism in Eukaryota, Metazoa, Chordata, Mammalia, Didelphimorphia, Didelphidae. The coding region runs from base 468 to 1616 and encodes 382 amino acids. Gene Ontology annotation, molecular function: UDP-galactose:glucosylceramide beta-1,4-galactosyltransferase activity.
AGGGCUAAACCGGGGCUCACAGCCUGGCGCUUCACCCGGCACCGGCUUCCCCCUGCUACCUUUUCCCUCCUUCAUCCCUGCCCCAUACUAUCUGAUUGAUAGAAACACCCUCCACCUCUGCGCCUUCUCAUCCUUUCCCUUCUCUUAUAAUUCAGUGCAUUUUCACCUUUUCCACCUUUGCUUUUCUAAAUCCCAGUUACUCUCCUUUCCCCGUCCACUCUAGCUUUCAUCCCGUCCUCUUAUUACCCCACCCUCUCCCCCCGCCAAGUUAAAUCAUUCUAUGUCUACCCCUCACCCCGACUUCCCCACUUCUCUUUCUCCAGUCUCUUUUUCCACCCUCUCCCGGCUUCAGCUCCCCCUCUGCAAUUUGCGGGGUGGUUUGACAGUUCAUGGGAGUGUAAGGCCUGGACAGUGCCCUAGUGCCCAGGAUCGUUGAGCAUCCAGCUCGCCUGAUUAGGAGGAGGAAGAUGUCUCUACUUAAGUGGCUGCUGCGGGUCUCCAAUCGCUCUUUGCUCGCCUUCAUCUUCUUCUUCUCCCUCUCAUCGUCUUGUCUAUAUUUCAUCUAUGUGGCCCCAGGGAUCGUAAACACCUAUCUCUUUAUGGUACAAGCCCGAGGUAUAAUGUUGAAAGAAAAUGUGAAAACAAUAGGACAUAUGAUCAGACUAUACACAAAUAAAAAUGCUACUCUCAAUGGUACAGAUUACCCUGAAGGCAAUAAUUCAAGUGAUUAUCUUGCUCAAACAACAAUGUAUCUUCCAGAAAACUUCACAUAUUCUCCUUUCCAUCCAUGCCCAGAAAAGCUGCCUUACAUGAGGGGCCUUAUCAAUGUCAAUAUGAGUGAAAUCAGUUUGGAUGAAAUUCAACAAGUAUUCUCUAAGGAUUUAGACAUUGGUCCAGGUGGUCAUUGGAGGCCCAACGACUGCAAACCCCGAUGGAAGGUGGCAGUUCUCAUUCCUUUUCGUAAUCGGCAUGAACAUCUUCCAAUUUUUUUCUUGCAUCUGAUACCAAUGCUACAGAAACAACGACUGGAAUUUGCCUUUUAUGUCAUUGAACAGACUGGCACCCAACCUUUUAAUCGUGCGAUGCUCUUUAAUGUUGGAUUUAAAGAAGCUAUGAAAGAUAUGAUGUGGGACUGUAUAAUUUUUCAUGAUGUGGAUCAUUUACCUGAAAAUGACCGAAACUAUUAUGGUUGUGGAGAAAUGCCACGUCAUUUUGCAGCAAAGCUGGACAAAUACAUGUACAUUCUUCCAUAUAAUGAGUUUUUUGGUGGUGUGAGUGGACUGACAGUGGAUCAGUUUAAAAAAAUCAAUGGAUUUCCUAAUGCCUUCUGGGGAUGGGGAGGAGAAGAUGAUGAUCUCUGGAAUAGAGUUCAUUAUGCUGGAUAUAAUGUAACAAGACCUGAGGGAGACUUAGGAAAAUACAAGUCUAUUCCUCAUCAUCAUCGAGGGGAAGUCCAGUUUUUAGGACGAUACAAGUUGCUACGGUAUUCAAGAGAGCGUCAGUACGUUGAUGGAUUGAAUAAUUUAAUAUAUACUCCCAAAAUACUGAUCAGUAGGUUGUAUAAAAACAUCACUGUAAACCUCACUCCAGAGUUAGCUCCUGUUCAGGACUAUUGAAAGAAAUGGAUAUGAUUGCAAGACCAACUGGACUAGAAGCUUGGGGUGGACUGGUGGGAAAUAUUGAUAGGAGCUUUAUGGCUAUUGAGAGAUGUGUGAAAAGAAGUCAAGUGAAUAGGUGCAUGACGUGCACUGUACGCUGAAAAGAAGAAAUGCCAGCAGCCAAUACUCAGUGUUUACAGCAUGGAAUUAUUAAUGGUCAAGCCUUCUUUCUCUGUAUUCUCUCUGUUAAGAUACCACUUGGCUAUUUAUACAUGGAUAGCACUGC